GCUGUCGGUGUUAGUGAAGCUAUCUGGCACUGUUUUUCUUCAUCACCAUCGCCACUUCCAGUUGCAGUCGUCCUAACCGUUCUGAAACAAGUGGUGGUCUGUUUUGUUGUGUGUUCUCAAUUCGUCAACUUAUUAGGACUGUCAGCUUGAAAGUUUAAAUCCAUAGCUCGUUAGUGACAACGGAGGAGUAGGAUUAAGGCCGGCAAUGACAGUACAGUUACUUCAAGUUGGUGGUUAUCUAUAAGCUGUGAUUGUUGCAACAUUCGAGUAGGAAAGGCGAGACUGACGUCGGCGGUGUUCGGAAAUUUCCAAAAGCCGUUGAUUUGCAAAUUAAUACCUCUGUCAAAGCGACUUUUGCGCUGCGGAGAAACAGCGAAUUCUUUACAGAUUUUUGCAAACUUGGUUCCAAAUGAAAGGUACAACGUUCCCAUUGGCUGUUGUUGAAUUUCUAAUUGAUUCGACUUCCGGUUCCGGAAUUACAGGAUGAUGAGUACGAACACGCAGCAAAUCCCGAUUUCAGCGUAUAAGGCGAUGGAUGUAAAAAGCUCAAAUUUUUUUUCCAAAAGCUCAAUGUACUAACAUGAAUCCAACACUGUGCAUUCUCCUCACUGCUACCACCAUAGCAUCGCUAAGCUAUAACGUAGAUGCCACGACAAAUAUAACUUCCAUCUUUGUUGGAAAAGAUAUCGCUCGAGACAUUAGCUAUGCCCUGACAAACAUGGCACGGGAUUUAUCCGUACAUUUGCAAAGUAACACCAGUAAAACAAACAUCAUUUCACCGCUCAGUAUUGGAUCCUCGUUGCUGAUACUACUGCGAACGGCCAGAGGUACGACACGACUAGAACUACUAAACUUGCUACAUCUGAAUCGAUAUCAGAGGAAUGAUCCGAAAAUUCCCAGAAACUUUGGACGGCUGAUUCGUGAACUUUUGAGCGAUGUUCAAGAAAAUACCGUAUUGGAUGAUACUCCGCCAUGGUUAGGGGAAAGCAAGUGUGGCGCCAUCGAUUACGAGUACGAAGAUGAGGAUGAAGAUCCGUAUGAAGUUCCACCCCAAGAUCCGAAUGUCGUUAGACUAGCAAAUGCGAUUUUCGUUCAAAACGGGAUGCUUAAUAACUCAAGGCUGGAAAAAGUGAUUAAAAAUUUGUACCAGAGCACAAUAGAAAAUCUGAAUUUCUUUGAAGCACCAGACAAUGCAACUAAACAUAUAAACAAUUGGGCGAACGUGAGUACGAAUGGGCGAAUUCCGGAAAUCAUUUCACAUCAGCUGGGUCGUGACACAACGAUGGUGGUGGCCAAUGCCUUAUAUUUCAAAGCAUUUUGGGAAGAAGUGUUCAUAGAUGGGGCGACUAAGCCGAAAAAGUUCUUCCCAGACGGAGAAAAUGGCGAAUCCAUCGAGGUUCAAAUGAUGUCCAACUCUGGCUGUUUCCCAUACUAUUUCUCACAAAGCUUGGACGCUCAAAUUAUGGGUUUCCCCUAUAAAAAUCGUACCACUACGAUGUAUGUCGUGUUACCGAAAAACUCGAACCGAACGAAGCUUCAGCAAUUGAUGGCAGUGCUGGAUGCGCCCACUAUGGACGAGCUGAUCUCCAACAUGUCCAUGCGCUCGGCUUCAGUCCUCUUCCCAAAGAUGCACGUUUCAAAUUCUUUCGACUUGAAGUCGGCUCUGCAAGCUCUUGGUGUUGAGGCAAUGUUCACACGAGGCAGAAGCGAUUUCUCGUCCCUGAACCCUUCGGCCAAACAGGACAGCCGUAAUCUACGAGUGAGCGGAGUCUUACACAAGGUGGACCUGGAGGUAAACGAAGCUGGAACUGAGGGUGGCGCGGUGACGGUUUCCUUGCAGGAUAGAAUUGCACCCGCGGUGAAUUUUAGAGUGAUUAGUCCCUUUCUGGUGGCCAUCAGACAUGAUGCCACUAAGCUGCUGCUAUUUUAUGGUCCCAUUUAUGACCCGACUGGGUAGUGCUAGUAGUU
Molecule: messenger RNA, 1968 nt
Organism: Topomyia yanbarensis
Lineage: Eukaryota; Metazoa; Arthropoda; Insecta; Diptera; Culicidae
Product: serine protease inhibitor 28Dc-like
Exons: 4
Coding region: 581-1957 (458 amino acids)
Molecular function (GO): serine-type endopeptidase inhibitor activity
Source: RefSeq, a predicted model, not a curated record